Molecule: messenger RNA, 954 nt
Organism: Nilaparvata lugens (brown planthopper)
Lineage: Eukaryota; Metazoa; Arthropoda; Insecta; Hemiptera; Delphacidae
Exons: 1
Coding region: 1-954 (317 amino acids)
Source: RefSeq, a predicted model, not a curated record
AUGACAAUUCCACGCCUGGAAUUGAUGGGUUGUUUGCUGCUUGCUCGUUUACUAUCCGCCAUCUUACCUACGCUGUCCGAAUAUGAUUUACAAGAAAUUCGACUCUACACCGAUUCCAAGACUGCCUUGGAUUGGAUCAACACACCCACAUACAAAUUGCAGAUUUUUGUUGCCAACAGAGUACAGCAAAUUACUCAGUUAACAAAACUUGAGUCAUGGCAUCACGUUACUUCUGCUAACAACUGUGCAGAUAUUGCUUCGAGAGGCUUGACUCCCGCUGAAAUCGUCUCCUGCCAUGAUUGGUGGCACACUACCAAUGCGUUUCGUUGUCUCGCCACUGACUUUCCCGUGUCCAAUCAUCUUGUUUCCAACAUUGUACCUGAGAUGAAAACUAACCCGCUGUACAUUCUCGCUACUGUUGAAGAAACAAUUGAGAAUCGUUUGUAUACUGCUAUAGAACGUGUAUCCAAAUUUGGAAAGCUAUGUCGUAUUUUUGUCUACAUGCUAAGAUUUGUCAACCGCAUCAAACCAGCCCGUUAUGAAUAUCGCUGCAAAAUAGUCAAACAGAUUGAAACCUGUGAAACGCCUGCCUCAAUUGACACCACCGCCUGUGAAGCUGAAAUAGCUAGAAAACUCAUUGUUCAUGUUGUGCAAUGGGAUAAAUUUCAGAAGGAAAUAACAGAGUUGAAAGCUGGAAAAUGUCCUAAGCAUCUACUAACGUUGCAACCGUACAUUGAUGAUUACGAUUUGAUACGCUUAUCUGGUCGUCUUGAGCACGCUCCGAUUUCUAGUGAAGCUAGAAAUCUAUUAUUGCUGCCGAAAAAUGAGCAUGUAUCCUCACUCAUCAUUCGACACAUACAUCUUCAAAAUUGUCAUGCCGGUCCCCGCACCACACAAGCAGCUGUUUGCCAACAGUAUUGGAUAAUCUCUGCCCGCAAUCAAGUUCGCGCAUAA